GUUUGAUCGAAUCUGAAAAUGACCGAAGAUCGAGUGAAAAGAUAUGAAAAAAUCGACUUUUUGGGAGAGGGGCAGUUUGCCACUGUUUAUAAAGCCAGAGAUACUAAAACAGAUCAAAUAGUUGCUGUUAAAAAAAUUAAGAUAGGGACGAGAGCUGAAGCAGCUGAUGGAAUUAAUAGAACAGCUUUACGAGAAAUCAAAUUAUUACAAGAAAUAGAACAUCCAAAUAUUAUUGGAUUACUAGAUGUGUUUGGUCAGAAGUCUAAUAUCAGUUUAGUUUUUGAUUUUAUGGAAACAGAUCUUGAAAUUAUUAUAAAAGAUAACAAUAUAGUUUUAACUCCACCUCAUAUCAAAUCAUAUAUAUUACAAACAUUGUUAGGAUUAGAGUAUUUACAUUCACAUUGGAUAUUACAUAGGGAUAUGAAACCAAAUAAUUUAUUAAUGAAUGAUCAAGGUGUCUUAAAGAUUGGAGAUUUUGGUUUAGCUAAGUUUUAUGGUUCUCCCAGUCGACCCUAUUCACAUCAAGUUGUCACUCGAUGGUAUAGAUGUCCAGAAUUAUUAUAUGGUGCUAGAUUCUAUAGUACUGGUGUUGAUAUUUGGGCUGUAGGCUGUAUCUUGGCUGAAUUACUUAUCAGGGUACCAUUUUUUCCGGGAGAUUCUGAUUUAGAUCAGUUGAGUAGAAUUUUUCAAGUUACUGGUACCCCAUCUCUCGAAGACUGGCCGGAUAUGAAGGCAUUACCAGACUAUAUCCAGUUUAAAGAAUAUCCCAAACAACAAUAUAAAGAUAUAUUUAUAGCAGCUAGUGAUGAUUUGUUAGAUCUAUUAGAAGCCACUUUAGCAUUAGAUCCUUUAAAACGCUGUACUGCAACAGAGGCUGUACAGAUGCCAUAUUUUAGUAACAAACCAGCUCCUUCUCGUGGAGCUCAAUUACCUCGACCUGGAUCUAAUAAGAUUAUACCUAAAGAACAAGAAUUAAAAAGAGCUGGUAUUAAACGUAAACAAGCUGCUGAUCAAGGUAAUAUAAUAUGUUAUUGA
Messenger RNA from Lottia gigantea (owl limpet), 1035 nucleotides. RefSeq lists its product as hypothetical. Gene Ontology annotation, biological process: protein phosphorylation; positive regulation of transcription by RNA polymerase II. The coding region runs from base 19 to 1035 and encodes 338 amino acids. Gene Ontology annotation, molecular function: cyclin-dependent protein serine/threonine kinase activity; ATP binding; RNA polymerase II CTD heptapeptide repeat kinase activity. Gene Ontology annotation, cellular component: cytoplasm; nucleus; transcription factor TFIIH holo complex. The transcript is spliced from 10 exons. Lineage: Eukaryota; Metazoa; Mollusca; Gastropoda; Lottiidae. The record is from RefSeq and is a predicted model, not a curated record.